Molecule: messenger RNA, 908 nt
Organism: Pseudophryne corroboree (corroboree frog)
Lineage: Eukaryota; Metazoa; Chordata; Amphibia; Anura; Myobatrachidae
Gene: IRAK1BP1
Product: interleukin 1 receptor associated kinase 1 binding protein 1
Exons: 4
Coding region: 132-869 (245 amino acids)
Biological process (GO): immune response; canonical NF-kappaB signal transduction
Source: RefSeq, a predicted model, not a curated record
AGUGGGACGUUGACCGCGGUUACGAACGAUGACUUCACGUGCGUGCAUCACGUAACAGCCUGAGCCCGCGCAGACGCGUGGCUGGGCACGAUGCUUCAGUUAGUUACCAUGGCAACGGCUCAGUCUCUGUAAUGGCCACUCGGUCGCCGGUCUCACGGUUCUUCGCCUCCGUACAGCCGACGGACAUCGCUAACAUGGCUGUAGAGGAAGAGGAAAACACACCGGGCUUGGUGGUUGGGCGGAGAGGAGGACGAGAGGUUCAAAUGACCGGGACAGCAGAGCUAAGCGCUGCACCAGACACAGCCCGUGUGUGUUUUCGGGUUACAAGUAGCAAAGGGGCAGCGGCGGAGGCGAGAGGUAGCGUCCAAAGGAGGCUGGAGUACAUUGCGCAGAGCCUGCGCCAGAGAGGCGUCACGGAUGAAAAUAUGACCAUUUCCAAGGAAAUGAAAAGAACAGCUAACACCUAUCAAAUGGAAGCUGAGGUUAAUGUUAUUUUCAAGGAUUUUGAAAAGCUGCAGGACAUUUGCAACAUGCUUGUUGAAAAAUUGGACCAUUCUGUAUGCAUUUCUUCACCCCAGUUCUAUCACUCUCCAGAGAACAUCGAAAAAUUGAGACGUGAAGUAUGUCUUCAUGCAGUAAGUAACGCACGCCGGAAAGCCCAGGAAGUCUGCUGUAUAGUUAGGCAAUCACUUGGCAAGGCGCUAGUUAUUAGAGAAGAGGAAAUUAAGGAACUGGAGGAUCAAACUGAGAGCAAUUGUGCACCUUGCUCUAUUCAACAAAAAAUUAAAAGUGGUACAAUUCAUGCAGCAUCAAAAGUAUAUGCAACUUUUGAAAUAAAAGGAAAAGAGCGAAAUAAAAAAAAUUACUGAGACUUGUGAAAUCUGUAUAAAAUGUUUUUUUUAUGGCAA